UCUUCUCGUGUUUCUCCGAGCUGAAACUUUUUGCUGCUUUUGUUCGGAAGUUUCUGUGUAGCUUUAAACCGGGAAUACCGGGAACACCGAGGAUACUGGGACACAGCAGGACGACAGAGCUCUCACCGUCGAGAGGAGCAUGAUAUGAACUGGGUAUUCCUAUGAUUUUCUUCGGGAGAUCCACUGACCCCUCUCCUCUUUCUAAUCCGCCUCUCGGAGACUCUUUCUCGGCCUCGGAGGCCGCCGCGCCCCGCUCCUCUUCUCCGGAGCAUAGACUAAUAUUUAAGAAGAACCAGAUGUGAGAGGAUUACCGGGAGUUUACCCGCUCUGCCCCCGCUUUCAAUCACCCUUUGGGGAGUCUUUCCUUCUGGCCUGCGUUCUGGAAGAGUUACUCCAUGAGGCUCCUCUCAGCCCGCUGAGCACCGCCUCUCUGCCCGGAGAGGAGACGCUGUUCCCGGGGAGAUGGAGGCUGAGAACCUGGCCUCCUGCUCCGGGCUGAGGCUGCUGCCGCUGCUGGUGCUCUGCUGCUGGGCAGAGGAAGCCUCUCACCUGUCUCUCUCUCAGAGGUGUUGAUGAACACUAAGUUGGAGACUUCUGAUCUCCACUGGACCAAUCACCCGGCAGAGGAUCCUCAGUGGGACGAGGUGAGUGGAGUGGACGACGAGCAGAACAGCGUCCGGAUCCACGAGAUCUGCACCCCCGACAGCCCAGACUCCUAUUGGCUGAGGACGCGCUGGAUCCCCCGGGGGGCGGCAACCACACUCUAUGUGGAGAUCCGCUUCACCAUGAUGGAGUGCUCCUCUCUGGACCGCCGGCACUGUAAGGAAACGUUCACCGUGUUCCUGUUGGAGUCGGACGUGGACUCAGCGAGCGCGUCCCGCCCCCCCUGGAUGGAGAACCCGUACAGGAAGCUGUCCACGGUGGCGGCGGAUCACCUGCGGCGGCGCGGCGGCGGCGAGAAGUGGAGCAACGUGAAGCAGCUGAGGCUGGGGCCGCUGGGGGGGGCGGGGCUGUACCUGGCCUUCCAGUCUCAGGGUGCCUGCAUGGCGCUGCUGGCCGUCAGGGUGUUCUACAGGAAGUGCCCCCCCCUCCGACGCGCCUUCGCCUCCUUCCCCGAAACCAUUCCUCACUCACUGGUGGAGCAGGCUCAGGGUGUGUGUGUGGAGAACGCAGUGACUCCGCCCGGCGAGCAUUCGCGUCCUCCCAGCAUGCUUUGCGGCGAGGACGGUCAGUGGGUGGGGCAGCCGACCUCGAACUGCUCCUGUCGUCCCGGUUACGAGACGGAGGGGAACGACGUGCGCUGCAGGGCGUGUCCUGUGGUGCAGUUUAAGGCAGGCUCGGGGCCGGAGGGGUGCAGCCCUUGUCCAGCCAAUAGCAACACUCUGAUCCCAGGCUCCGCCUACUGCCUCUGUCACCAUGGUUACUACCGAGCAGACUCCGACCCCCCCAACGCCCCCUGCACACGCCCCCCCUUGGCCCCCCGCCUCAUCAUCAGUCAGACCAACGAGUCGUCUCUGAGUCUGGAGUGGAGCGAACCACUGGAGCGGGGGGGGCGAGCAGACCUCUCCUACAGGGUGCUCUGCUCCCUCUGCACCCCCCCCAACACCCAGGUAUUGCUCGGCUCCUGCUCCCCCUGUGAUGACAGCGUGUUGUACCGGCCGGCUCAGAGCGGCCUGACUCAGCGCAGAGUCAUCGUUUGGGGGCUCCGCCCACAUUCCAAUUACGUUUUCACCGUCCAAUCCCUGAACGGCGUCUCCGCUCUCAGCCAAUCGGAGCCGGCCUCUGGAUCAGUGAACGUCAGCACCAGCAAAGACGUGCCCCCCCCUGUGUCUGGCCUACUGCGUGCAGCAGCCUCAGAGUCCAGUCUGUCUUUGGAGUGGAGCAACCAGAACCAGAACCAGAACCCAGUGCUGGACUACCAGCUGCGUUACAGCCUCAAGGAGGACGCUGAAGGGGGGGGGCAGUGGCAGUACGUGUCCUGCAGCUCUUCGUCGGUGGUCUUGUCCGGGCUGCAGCGGGGGGGUCGAUACCUGCUGCAGGUCCGAGCCAGAUCCCAGGCCGGGUUCGGAGCCUUCAGUGCUGCCAGCGUCUUCAGCACGCUGCCCGAUGGUCCCUCGCAGCCCGUAGUGACCGGAGUCCUCGUCGCCAUGGGGAUCCUGCUACUCAUCGCUAUGGUGACCGUGGCUGUGUUUUGUUGCCGCAGGAAGUCUCUCUCCUCAGUGAUCAGUGAGACUCAUUACCAGAUGGGACAUACGAUGAAGGUGUACAUCGACCCCUUCACGUACGAAGACCCUAACGAGGCAGUGAGAGAGUUCGCUAAGGAGAUCGAGGCGUCCUUCGUGAAGAUCGAGGAGGUCAUCGGAGCCGGUGAGUUCGGGGAGGUCUGCCGCGGCCGGCUCCGGUUGCCGGGCAGAAAGGAGAACUACGUGGCGAUAAAGACUCUGAAGGGCGGGUUCACGGAGAAGCAGAGGCGGGACUUCCUGUCGGAGGCGUCAAUCAUGGGUCAGUUCCAGCAUCCCAACAUCAUCCACCUGGAGGGGGUCAUCACCACUUCCUGUCCCGUCAUGAUCCUCACCGAGUUCAUGGAGAACGGGGCGCUGGACAGCUUUCUCAGGAUGAACGACGGGCAGUUCACCCCCAUCCAGCUGGUGGGCAUGCUGCGGGGGAUCGCUGCUGGGAUGAAGUACCUGUCCGACAUGAGCUUCGUCCACAGAGACCUGGCAGCCCGGAACAUCCUGGUGAACGCCAACCUGGUCUGUAAGGUGUCGGACUUCGGGCUCAGCCGGUUCCUGACGGAGAACUCGUCCGACCCGACGUACACCAGCUCUCUGGGAGGAAAGAUCCCCAUCCGCUGGACGGCGCCUGAAGCCAUCGCCUACAGGAAGUUCACGUCGGCCAGCGAUGGGUGGAGCUACGGGAUCGUCAUGUGGGAGGUGAUGUCAUACGGGGAGCGGCCGUACUGGGACAUGAGCAACCAGGACGUGAUCAACGCCAUCGAGCAGGAUUACCGGCUACCCCCACCCCCGGACUGCCCCCCCUCCCUGCAUGCUCUGAUGCUGGACUGCUGGCAGAAGGAACGAGCCAAUCGGCCGAGGUUCUGUGAUGUGGUGGCCUCGCUCGAUAGGUUGAUCCGAAACCCCGCCUCCCUGAAGGCCACGAGCGCCGAGGGAGUCAGUGUGUCUCACCCCCUGUUGGACCAGCGUACCCCCCCCCCUCUCUCGGCCUGUGCCUCGGUCUCUGAGUGGCUGCGGGCGAUAAAGAUGGAGCGUUACGAGGCCAGCUUCCUGUCGGCCGGACUCUCCAGCCUGGACGUGGUCUCGCAGCUGGACACAGAGGAUCUGCUCAGAGUGGGCGUGACCCUCGCCGGGCACCAGAAGAAGAUCCUCUCCUCCAUCCAGACACUCAGGAUACAGAAAGCCCCGCCCACUCUGCUCCACUGACCAACCACUACACUCAGGACGCUGAGCCCGCCCUCUUUUUAACUGACUUUACACCAAUCAGAGAGCCCCUCGUGAUGGUCGGACUGUGACGUUUAAGAAGCACAAAAUAAAACACUAAAUAUGAAAGUACGGUUACAAAGGUGCAACAGGACUCCGCCCACCUUGCUCCUCCGACCAAUCAGAGAGGAGGACAGAUCCUGUGUCCUGCAGUAGGGCUGCUCAUAGGGGACACUCACCCACAGUACAGGACUGCAGUAUAAAAGUGAGGAAUACCCCCGCCCCCGCCCACCGCUCAGGUAAAAACCAAAGCUCCUCACACCCCAACCCUCCCAGCCAAUCAGCAUCAAGCAACUGUUCUGACCGCCUCAUCCCAACACUUUGACUACAAGCACGACGGACGCUCUACAGACCGGCUGCUGCCAUGACGACUGCACAGACUUUUAGUGAACUGAGGAUACCUCCCAACACUCCUUUGGGAAUAUUAUGGGAUUCUAACCCAGGCGAUUUCAAGGAACGUUGGGAAAACACUUCAUUAAAAUGGUAAUGUUAUCUGAAAGGAGUUCCAGGCCCUCGGCAGGAUUCAAAGAGCCGUGUGGGAUCCUGUUGUGGUCAGAGUCCAGCGUCAAAACUCUCCUAAAUCUGAGAGGAGUAUUCUGGGAUGGCCUCAGGAAACAGCGGUGAACCUUUUCAGGAAAUCUCUGGGAAUCCUUGAGAUUCCCCAAACUUUAGUGGAAAUCUUUCGCCAGCAUUGAUGAUUCCUCAGGGAUCCUCUCCCCUCCGACGUUGGGGAACAUCAGGAAGACUUUGGGAAUGUUAGCCUGAAGGUCGACUGGUUUCUCUAUUGGAGGAUCUUCUCAUGGUCCCUGGAGUCCGCUUCAGAUGAAACACUAAUCUCUAAACUGCAUGACUCGCUCCUCUCCAAAGAUCCAAACACUCCCAAAGCUCCUAUGGACGUUUGAACCUUGUGGGACCCCUCCCUGCGGAGGGGGCUUUAGAGGACCUUCAUGAAACCGAUGUCUGAUGUCUUCAGAGUUUCCACUCUGACGUUACGCAACGUUUUGUAAAACUGAUUUUGUAUUUUAGCACUUUCUUUAUACCUGAUAUCAUGUUUCAGAGAUCAACGUUUUACACUAAAGUCGUUUCCUUUUUGUAAAAAUAAUCAAAAGCGAUUUGUCCUAUAUUUCAAAUCUCUGGGACGGAGGUUCAGGACCAAAGAUCGUCCUGCGCAUAAUCAAAACGUCUGGAGAUCUGAAACUGUGCUGUUGGAGGUGUUGUCUUUUUGGUCCGGGGUUGGCUUAGCAUUAGUGUUAGCUAAUGGGAAUGUCAUGAACCUUUUUGUUGUUGACUAAAUCUAACGUGGGAGUUCUGAAUACCACCAGUGAGACGCUUCUCCAGUUUCUCAGAUUUUACAUAUCUGGAGAUCGAGUCAGUCGGUUGAUGUCCGACUUCAAGGCUCUUCCCUCAUUGGUCCACUGAGCUGUCAGUCAAGCCUUUAACGAGCCAAUAGCAGCAGACUGCCGCAGUGAUGUCAUCAGUGAGGUGAUCAUGUGACCACAACUUCUCUGCCUUUCCAUGAAUGUAAGUGUUAUUGUUGAUAUUUAGCAGAAUGUCCGCAGCCAAUCACAAUAAAGAUGAACCGUCCUGACCAA
This is a messenger RNA of Eleginops maclovinus (Patagonian blennie), 5089 nucleotides long. RefSeq names its product ephrin type-B receptor 4b-like. Lineage: Eukaryota; Metazoa; Chordata; Actinopteri; Perciformes; Eleginopidae. The transcript has 21 exons. The record is from RefSeq and is a predicted model, not a curated record. Bases 573 to 3440 code for a protein of 955 amino acids. Gene Ontology annotation, biological process: axon guidance; ephrin receptor signaling pathway; protein phosphorylation. Gene Ontology annotation, cellular component: plasma membrane; dendrite. Gene Ontology annotation, molecular function: transmembrane-ephrin receptor activity; protein binding; ATP binding.